Messenger RNA from Diabrotica balteata, 1701 nucleotides. The record is from the annotation of a GenBank genome assembly. Lineage: Eukaryota; Metazoa; Arthropoda; Insecta; Coleoptera; Chrysomelidae.
AUGCUACUUAUUGGAAACAAACAGGGAGAGCUACUAGCACACAGUUUGGAUGAACGUCUCCUGUCAUGCAGUGAGUUGGUAAAGUUAAGAAAACUACAGUUUCAUCCAGGAAGUCCAAACCACAGUCACAUCGUUGCACUAACUUCAGACAAUAGUCUAAGGUUAUACCAAGUCGAGAAUGGUGAAGUUCGCAAUCUGGCAGUAUAUUCCGUCGGAGAAAAACCGUCGACUUUAUUUCCGGGAACUACAACUACUUUUUUGGAUAUAUACGGAGAAGUAGCCAUAGACUUCGAUUUUGGACUUCCAGAAAUCCAAGAAAUUAUCAAACCCGCGAAAUGCGAUGAAACAAAAUCAUUUAUUAAAGGUCAGACACGUCUGGUUAAUACAGAAACACAAACGCCAAAUAAAAUUGUGGCAAAUAUGAAAACAGAGAAGAAGAAAGACAAGCAAGAAAAUGAUGCAGUUGUUUGGCCUAUUUUUAUUUUAAGGAGCGACUUGUCUAUCUAUAAAGUGUCAUUUGAUUUAAAACUGAGAUGGAAGCCGAUAAUUGGUGCACCUCUAGCUAUGUCAUACACGGCAGAAGAGCAAAUCGAUGCAUGUUCCAUAAUCUGUUUAAACACUCUUCCUCAAAUAAUGUGCAUAUCUUUAUGUGAUGGUUCUUUACUACAUGUAGUGUGUUCAGAGGUUGAAUCAUCAAAGUCUGGAUCUAGGAACUAUCCUGGCGCCGUUUCCGAACACGAAUUAUUCGUCUUUGAAAAAGUACAAUUGGAACUAGGACUAACGACGUGUGAGGAAGAUCAGGGAAACAAUUCCAAAUGUGCAGUACAACUGAAAAAGGACGAAGUGAGACCUGAAAGAUAUUACGCUAUCCACGGUGGUGGAAUACAUUCUGUCGUCAUUUCUUGUAUUGAUGGUUUGCAGCAGUUUAUAAAUGCACCAGAAGCUGUCGAUCCAACAUCCGAUAUAUUCAUCGAACCCAGUAAGGCUGAGUAUUUGGUAUGUACAAAAAAGGCUUCAUCCGUCGAGAGCAUACCAGUUAUAGGUUUUGCUUUAUACUAUGAACCUACAUCGAUUAUUACUCUGCUCGGUGAUGGGAGAUUGGUCACCCUUGGAAUACUAUUGAGCACCAAUUUACCGAACAUAGAAGAUUUGAAGAUCUCGGACGAUACUGUAGUGUCUCCGUUAAAAAAGCUUCUUCAAAGAACAGCCCAAUGUUUUAGAGAUGAAUAUUUCAAGAACCACAUCAAAGUAAAGGACGCCUUAGAGAAGCGAAUCAAGACGUUAACCAUUAUGAAAAGGAACCAACAAAACGAAAUUGAAAAUAUGAAACUUGAAAGAGACAUGCUUCGAGAUAAAGCGAGUAAUUUAGCGGAGAAGUACGAAGAUAUUAAAGAUAAGCAAGAUGAGCUUUUAAAGAAGUCCGAAAAUUUGUUGAUGUUAGUUUCACGGAGAAGAAGUUCACCUUCAGCUGCAGAACAGGAAUUCAUUAAAGAGCUGGACGACUGCAGUCGUAAAAUCGCAAUGUAUCAUGACAGGAUCGAUAAAGUAAAGAACAAAAUGAAGUAUCAACAAAUACAGGACGAAGAAAAUUUCAGAAAUGGUCAGAAAGAUAAACGAAUACAAAGUACAACUGGAUUUACAAUGACGUUUAUUCUAAAAAUAUCUUUCACUGUCGAAAUAAAAUUUUUUACAAGUUAUUAA